AAUUCAAAUCAGUCCAAUAGCCAUCGAGAGCUGCAUCGCGCAUGCGUUCGGCGAUGUUCGAAAUAAUUGUUUGAAAAAAAAAAAAGAAAAAAAGUUUGUUUAUGUGACAAUUUUGAAUUGAGAAUUUGUGAACAAAAUGGCGUUAUCGAUCGUGCGUUUAGGAUUAAGAUCUGUAAUUAAUUUCGAAAGAAAUGCAGCUGUUUUAACUGUGACCAGUGUCCCUAAGCAAUUAAGAUUAAUCCACACGAAACCAGCGUGUAAUGGCAGCGUGUGCUACUUAGCAGAUCUCCCCCGAGACAGGGAACUCCGGUCAGACAGAGGAUCCGCACUCCGGAGGUACAGCAAGCACCACGGACGUCCUGAGGAGGACCGGCGGAAACAGUCUGACAGCGACUCCGAUUCGGAUUCUGAUACAGAAUGCAAGGGAUAUGAUCGAACGGAGUUCUGGCGCCGUAAGAUGCGCACGGUGCACAACAUUCUCGACGUGGACAAGGAUGGUCUGAUCUCAUUCAACGACUUCAUACUCUUCGCGGAGCGGUUCAAGUCCCUGGGACAUCUCUCGAACCAACAGGCGGAGGAAUUUACCAGUAUUAUCAAGCUAACCUGGGAGGAGCAGUGGGGUGCAAUAGACCCGUACAACUUCGUGACGGUGGAGCAGUACCUGGAGGACAUGCACCACGUGCUGAACGACAAGUCGCUGAAGAAGAGGGCGUACCGCUGGCUGCCGUACUUGUUCAAAGCGGUAGACAAGGACAAGUCCGGCUUCAUAUCAGUGCACGAGUUCAAGCUGUUCUUCAAGUGCUUGGGGCUGGACAACGAGAAGGCAGCCGUCGCCUUCGCAGUCAUAGACGUUAACGGGGAUGGAAAACUAUCACAAAAAGAAUUCGUGAAGUUAGGCAAAGAAUUCUUCUGCACUGAAGACGAGAAGAAAGUCUCCAAAAUGUUCUGGGGACCACUAAUGAACUAAGUCAUAGGAAUAUCACCUUUAUUAAGUAGGCAUAAGAGUCAUUAUUGACUGCAGUUAUUUUGUUAGGUUUUUAAAAUAUAAUUUUAAUGUGGAUGUGUGUGGAAUCAGCUACUUUUUUUUUUGUUUUAUUCUGUUAUAUCGCUGUUAAGGCAACUAAUGUUAUGUGUGCACCUCUUAUAAUAACUAUUGUGAGACAUAUUAGAUUAACUGAAAAUCACGGUUUACUCACGUACAUUAAUGGAGAAAAGCUCUACUAGUUUCGCCGCGUCUGCGCACGCUGCUCAUGAUGAAGAGUCCCUGUGUGACUCGAAAUUAGUAGAGCUUUUCCCAAUUAAUGUAUGUGAGUAAACCGUGAUUUUAGUUAAUAUGCAUUUCUGUCUAACUGCUGUGUUAAAGUACCAUAUUUUUGACCUUUUUAAACUUUUCUUACAUGGUACCAUUUUGUUGAUAUCUGAUAGUUUUUAAACUUUUCUUAUUGAAAAUCCAUUUUUUUAUACUCGAAUUUUUAUAGCCGCCUAUUUCAAUUUUUUAUGAUUUUUGACUGUUAGAAUUUUUCGACUUUUUAUACCUAAGCUGAUAUGCUUGACCUAGUUUUAAGUUAUUAAUGUUAGUUAUGGUCUUACGACGCUAAAUAUUAAUUGUUAAUUUUAAUUAGUUAGUCAUUACCAUUGCGCAAAACGUUCAUUUAGAAUGUAUGAAAAUUCCAACAAUCUGUAUUGUAGGUAUUGUAAUUUCAAUAAAUACCAAUUUUGAAAUUAAA
Spodoptera frugiperda (fall armyworm) is the source of this 1727-nucleotide messenger RNA. RefSeq names its product sarcoplasmic calcium-binding protein (gene CBP). The record is from RefSeq and is a predicted model, not a curated record. The coding region runs from base 137 to 967 and encodes 276 amino acids. Gene Ontology annotation, molecular function: calcium ion binding. Gene Ontology annotation, cellular component: uniplex complex. Lineage: Eukaryota; Metazoa; Arthropoda; Insecta; Lepidoptera; Noctuidae. The transcript is spliced from 6 exons. Gene Ontology annotation, biological process: mitochondrial calcium ion homeostasis; calcium import into the mitochondrion.